This is a messenger RNA of Anopheles marshallii, 573 nucleotides long. RefSeq names its product C-type lectin 37Da-like. Gene Ontology annotation, biological process: biological process involved in interspecies interaction between organisms. NCBI's taxonomy places the organism in Eukaryota, Metazoa, Arthropoda, Insecta, Diptera, Culicidae. Gene Ontology annotation, cellular component: external side of plasma membrane. The record is from RefSeq and is a predicted model, not a curated record. The coding region runs from base 1 to 573 and encodes 190 amino acids. The transcript has 3 exons. Gene Ontology annotation, molecular function: carbohydrate binding.
AUGAAGUCCAUCAUUUUGUGUCUGGUGUUUGUGCUGGCGUACGCAGGAGGUCAGCGGAUCACCACCAUCCAGCUGGACGGUGUGCAGUACUUCAUCAGCCGGAUGAACCCAUACUCGCCGGAGUUGAACUACUUCCUCGCCUACCAGUACUGCCGCUCGCUGGGACUGCAGCUGGCCUCGUUCGAGACAAAGGAGAAGGUAGAAUCGAUGACCGAGUACCUGCAGAAUGCCGGCUACGGCAAGUACAACUUCUGGACGUCCGGCAACCGGCUCGGGACGGGCAUGUUCCUGUGGAUGAGCACCGGUCUGCCGUUCAACGCCACGUUCGACUACUUCGAAAAGUCACCGGAAACCGUCGGCAUGGAUCCGCUCGACCACAACAGCAACACCUCCCCGCAGCGUACUGCCCGCGACAGCAGCAGCGGACUGCAGAAGGGAUGCGUGCACCUGAAGGCACCGAGCCUACGGUGGGCCCCGGAAGACUGUUCGGCGGUGAAAGAUUUCAUCUGCGAGCAAACGCGAUGCUACUACUACAACUACGGUAGCAUUCCGGUUUCGUCCGCGCAGGGGUAA